UUCGAAAAAUGAAUGAGACAAGAUGUGUGCACAAAGAUCAUGUUUCUGCAGUAAUGGAUAUUGAUUAUUCACCAACUGGCCGUGAGUUUGUAACUAGAUCUUAUGAUAGAACUGUCAGAAUCUUCCAAUAUAAUAGUGGUCACAACCGAGAAAUAUAUCAUACUAAGAGAAUGCAGAGGGUCUUUUGUGUGAAGUUCAGGAACGACGGAACUUUGUAUUCGACUUUGGAAGGCCAAAGCGUCCGAGCAACUGGGAGUUAGAUUGGUUUCUGAUUUAUUAUCAAAUUUCUUCUAAUCUGGAGAGAAAGAGAUAGGAGAAAAAACAUUAAGGUAUGUAUGUAGGUGUUGAAAAAAUAAUUAUAUUGAGAUAAGAAGAAUUAACAGUUAGAUUUGAUAGUGAGGAGCUGAUGGAAAAUUCUAUCAUUUUAACAUGUAUUUUUAUUGAGAUUAAACUUUUAAUUAGGUCAAGAAACUAAGGUAUUUACUUUUGUGUGUGCAUUGUGAGAAAUUUCUUGUAGCGUGUUGUCUGAAAUUUCUUGUAGUGUGGUACAACUACUUGAAUAAGAAGUAAAUAAUUUAUUGGAUCUGUUGCAUUAUCAUAAAAAAGUGCAUAUACAUAUAGUUUAUUGAGAAUGUUAUUGGCUUGAAUUUUUGCAGACAUUAUAAUGAAUGGUAGUUUGGAAGCAAAGGGAAGAAAGAAAAAGUUGAGGCUCGAACAACACUGCAUCUUUGGAACUUGAUUUUGAAUUUCUUAUUAGAUUUUGAAAAAUUAUUAGAUUUAUAGUUGAAACUUGAUGCAAGAUAUUCUAGAUGAUUUUAAUGAAUGUUGAUGAUAAUUGAUUGUGUAAUUUUGUAUUUGUUGUUUAAUAUUUUUAGUACUAAUUUUA
Molecule: messenger RNA, 886 nt
Organism: Salvia miltiorrhiza (redroot sage)
Lineage: Eukaryota; Viridiplantae; Streptophyta; Magnoliopsida; Lamiales; Lamiaceae
Exons: 5
Coding region: 9-260 (83 amino acids)
Biological process (GO): maturation of SSU-rRNA from tricistronic rRNA transcript (SSU-rRNA, 5.8S rRNA, LSU-rRNA)
Cellular component (GO): nucleolus; small-subunit processome
Molecular function (GO): protein binding
Source: RefSeq, a predicted model, not a curated record